AUGACGUCACAGACAGCGACACCUCUUCAGCAUACGAGUAUUCUUCCCUUUAUGUCAGACAAACAACUUGCGUUAUUUGUUCCGCUCGUGGUUUAUUGGGUAUAUUCGGGGUUUUACCACCUAAUUUCAACUUUGGAGAUUCCACUUUUUGAAAAAUAUCGACUUCACAGUGUUAUUGAAACAGAAACAAGAAACAAAGUUUCACAGAGUGAAGUUAUUCGAGCAGUUUUAUUACAACAGUUUUUACAGACUUUACUAGGGUUCUUGUUAGUCGUUGUUGAAGACGAAGACGUAAUGUUGGACGACGCGGUUGAAAUGCUAGUCUACCAACAAAUAUUAAAAUCAAUAUUAACAACCUUUGAUAAAUGGAAUGUGCUUGAACCUUUCCAUAAUUCUGUAGUAAAGACGGUAUACUGGUAUUUAAUUCCAUUCUCACGAUUUCUUUUUGCCAUGAUUUUUCUGGACACGUGGCAAUAUUUUAUGCACAGGUUCUUUCAUCAAAAUAAAUUUCUCUAUAAACAUAUUCAUUCAUUACAUCAUAGAUUACAUGCUCCAUAUGCUUUUGGUGCACUUUAUAAUCAUCCCGUAGAAGGGUUUUUGAUGGAUUCCGUAGGUGCUGGAUUAGCGUUUAAAUUAUCAGGAAUGACAACUCUUGUCGAUGAUCAUUGCGGUUACAACUUGCCAUUUAAUCCGAUUCAAAAAAUCUUUGGCAAUAAUUCAGCCUACCAUGAUAUUCAUCAUCAGGCGUACGGUAUAAAAAUGAAUUUUUCCCAACCAUUCUUCACCAUAUGGGAUCGAAUUCUCGGAACUUAUUUAUCAAAACCUCCAAAAGUUUUAUUAUCAACCGAGAAUCAAUCUCUUUCUCAGACGACCACCAUUCAUAGCCUUACAUUAAAGGACAAUGGAAUGAUUGAUGAACCCAAGGUUUAUGAAAUGCAACGAUUCGUUUCUGUGAGAGAUUCGCCUGUCAGAUAUGACCUGAGACCACGAAAAACCCUCUCGUCGAUUUAA
Messenger RNA from Funneliformis mosseae, 1011 nucleotides. The record is from the annotation of a GenBank genome assembly. NCBI's taxonomy places the organism in Eukaryota, Fungi, Glomeromycota, Glomeromycetes, Glomerales, Glomeraceae.